AUGCCGGACAGAUGUGUUAAAUGCGCCGGCGCCCACGCAGGAAGUGCGUGCCCCCGUCCGCCCACCGAGAAGCCGACAUGUGCACUCUGUGACGGUGCUCACGUGGCCAGCUAUCGUAGGUGUGAGGUGUGGAAGCGUGCCAUCGCUCGCCAACAUGGCCAAACACCAGCGCCACAUCCGAAGAAGCCAGCAACGAGGCAGCGCGGCGUCUCUUUCACGGCGGCAACGUCAGGGGCGCCCUCCGCCGUCACGGCUGCGUCGGCUGCUCCUGCUCCUGCCACGUCCGAGGCCGUGCCGAUACCUGAGGCUCCUGCGCCUCCACCACAGCUGCUAGUGGCGGACCCGGGUACUGCCUCUCCCCGCCGUCGGCCAGACCGCGCCCCGCCAAUCGCCUGCGCGGGGGUCAGCGCCCCGUGGGUACCCAGCGCUCAGCACCGUCAGUCGAGCAGCCCCAGGUGGACUCUCCAAGCGAGUCAGCCACGCCUCCCCCUUCCAGCGACGGGGCCGCGCCGACUGCCUCCACCGCUGACCUGGCCAACCUCGUCGCGCAGCUCACUGCCUUGGUGA
Molecule: messenger RNA, 567 nt
Organism: Schistocerca gregaria
Lineage: Eukaryota; Metazoa; Arthropoda; Insecta; Orthoptera; Acrididae
Exons: 1
Coding region: 1-567 (188 amino acids)
Source: RefSeq, a predicted model, not a curated record